This is a messenger RNA of Aspergillus sclerotioniger CBS 115572, 1717 nucleotides long. RefSeq names its product TATA-binding protein-associated factor TAF6. Lineage: Eukaryota; Fungi; Ascomycota; Eurotiomycetes; Eurotiales; Aspergillaceae. The transcript is spliced from 3 exons. Gene Ontology annotation, biological process: transcription initiation at RNA polymerase II promoter; RNA polymerase II preinitiation complex assembly. Gene Ontology annotation, cellular component: transcription factor TFIID complex; SLIK (SAGA-like) complex; SAGA complex. The coding region runs from base 273 to 1610 and encodes 445 amino acids. The record is from RefSeq and is a predicted model, not a curated record. Gene Ontology annotation, molecular function: RNA polymerase II general transcription initiation factor activity; protein heterodimerization activity; transcription coactivator activity.
GCUUAGUUUUUCUCCGCCUUUCUGCUCUGAAGCUCUCGCCGCUCUCGCCGUUCCCGUGUCGCAUUCAUCGGCAUCACUCGCUCAUUCAAACACAGCUGCUUGGGCAUCCGAUCAGCAUGAGUUUCGCCUCUUUCCGAUAAUACAGCUUAGCAUCAUCCAUCCGUCUCAGAUCUUACGGAACAACCCGCUCCACUGGUUGCCGACCUUACAACGUUAAACCCUCUCCAUCAGCACUCCCCGUUCUCUCACUGUUAUUUCACACCACACCCACUAUGUCUGUCUGGAACCCAGAUAAUAUUCGCGAUGUCGCCGAAUCGGUCGGUGUUGUGAACCUCAACAACGAUGUGACCGAAAAUCUUGCCCGCGAUGUCGAGUACCGCGUAGCACAGGUCCUGGAAGAAGCUCUCAAAUUCAUGCGCCAUAGUCGACGCACGCUACUGACAACACAAGAUGUCGCGCAGGCGCUACGUGUGCUGGAUGUGGAGCCGCUAUAUGGAUACGAAUCUACGAGACCUUUGCGAUUCGGGGAAGCAUCGUUGGGUCCUGGCCAGCCGCUGUUCUAUGUCGAAGACGAGGAAGUGGACUUUGAGAAGUUGAUAAAUGCGCCGUUGCCUAGGGUACCCAGAGAGAUCUCUUUCACGGCCCAUUGGUUGGCUGUUGAAGGUGUACAGCCGUCCAUUCCGCAGAACCCCACGGCGGCCGACUCGAGAAACCUGGAACUGAUGUCCAAGGGUCCCAAUGCAAGCUCUACACUGGCGGCUAUGAGUGGAGGAGGUAAUGUCACCGUCAAGCCCUUGGUGAAGCAUGUGCUUUCCAAGGAACUCCAGCUUUACUUCGAGAAAGUCUGCAACGCCUUUUUGGACGAGUCCAGCGAGGAAUACAGAACGUCCGGUUUUGCCAGCUUGCGAGAAGACCCUGGGCUUCACCAGCUGGUGCCAUAUUUUGUCCAGUUUAUUUCGGAGAAGGUGACCCAUGGACUGAAGGAUGUCUUUGUCUUAACGCAAGUGAUGCACAUGGCCGAGGCUUUGGUGCAGAACCAGUCGCUCUACGUGGACCCCUAUAUUGCCUCACUUGUACCGCCUAUCCUCACCUGCUUGAUCGGCCGGCAACUUGGUGGAAAUGCUGAACUGUCGGAGCAGUUUGCCCUGCGCGACCUUGCCGCAUCGCUUCUGGGCCUCAUUGCCAAGAAAUACUCCAAUUCGUCGCAUACGCUCAAGCAACGUCUCGCCCGGUCGUGCCUCAAAACGUUCCUGGACCCGUCGAAGCCAUUUGGGGCACACUAUGGAGCUAUUAUUGGAUUGCAUGCGGUCGGCGGUGCGGAGGGGGUGCGGGUGCUGAUCCUGCCUAAUCUGCCGACGUACGGCAACCUGCUCAAGGAUGGCAUGGUGGAAGAGAGCCCCCGCCGACCGGAGGCAGAGAAGGUCCUGGCGGUGCUGCUCGGGGUCCUGGCCACGCUACGGGAGGGACGGCCGGCUCUUGCCAACGGACAUGGAGGCAUGGUGACGGAUGGACUACGAGAGCGCCUGAGUGGUAAGGUGGGUGAAUUCCUUGCUGCGAAGAUUAGUGACGCGGGGGAGGUCGACAUGGCGCAUGCGAUAGUGGAGUCCUGAGCCCGAUUUCGGCCGGAAUCCCCAACUACCUACUAUCUUUGCACAUACAGUGGCGGUGCCAGGGACCCUUUGUUUUCUUUCUUUCUUUCUUUCUUUUUUUUUUUUUU